Molecule: messenger RNA, 909 nt
Organism: Rhodamnia argentea
Lineage: Eukaryota; Viridiplantae; Streptophyta; Magnoliopsida; Myrtales; Myrtaceae
Exons: 3
Coding region: 121-717 (198 amino acids)
Cellular component (GO): nucleus
Source: RefSeq, a predicted model, not a curated record
AAUCAGGGAGAAUUAGGGUUCUCUCUCUCUCUCUCCCACAGACUGCCUUCUCUGUUUCGCCUGAACCUUGCGACUAUCGGUCGAAAUUCCUGCUGGUACGUGCUGUGAUUUGCAGCGACAAUGAAGGGUCGGGCGUAUAAGGACGAAGAGCCCCAUGGGAAGGGGGGAAGAUUCGGUGGCUCCUCAAAGCCUGUGACAAAUAACGGCAAGGCGGCGAUGAAGAAGAAGAAGAAGAACAUAAUGCGUUUGGGGGGUGGCGGUCUCUCUCUCGAAGCCUUUGCGAACAUAAAGUCGACCUCGAAUCGGAAUCAGUACAACCCUGCUCUGAUCAAAAAGCAAAGAGAGUUCUACAAAAAUGCCAAGUAUGUCAGCAAGUACAAGAAAUCCCUGAAGCAUCUAAGCGAGCAAAAUGAUCCCUUGGCCGUGAAACCUUCAGAGGACACAAAGGAAAUGGACGAAUCUAACAAGAGAAAUAAGAAGAAUAAGAAGAGUGGCUCAAGUAGUCUGAGGGAGCUGUACGAGAAGAAGCAUGAGGAGGACGAGAGAGCAAGAAAGGAGAGGGAGGCAAUUAUACAAGCAAAGAAAGGAGAGAGGGAGAAAACUGAGGCUCGGAGGAAGGCGGAAAGAGCGAAGAUGUUCAAGAAGACACGGUCUGGUCAACCUGUUAUGAAGUACAGAAUCGAGCAUCUUUUGCAGAGAGUCCAAGGCUUGAAUUAGUGCUCGGGUUGCUCCUUCAAUGGGGAGUUCGUUAUCCCCUCUCUUUUCUCUUUGGUUUCUAUACGAGGUAUGGCUAGUGUUUCUGGAGUUCUUGCCUGUGUGGAAAGUUAAACCUGAAAUUGCAAUUUUUUUUUUCUCUGUAGGAAAUGAAAGCUUGUACAUUUUCUUUUAAUAUGAGAUGGAACCUUCUAU